AUGUCAUCCUCGUACCGCAAGACAGUUGGCGGCAAAUUAACGCUCAAGGGCACUGCCCCUCUCGCGUCAUCAAAGAAGCGCAAGCACAGGAAGAAACGACCAACGGCCGACCACAGUCCCAAUGGGUCGGCCCUUGCGUCAAAGGCGGCCGUCCCGACCGUCUCGAGCGCUUUGCAUCUGGUCAAACUCAGAGGUUCCGGUCGCCUAUUAAGCUCUGGCACGACGUUAAUGGGCCAAGUGGGUACAAAGUUUCUCCAGGAGCUCCAAGUGGGCGACGCGCUCGUGAUUCAGCACCCCACGUCCCUCGUGGACGAGACGCGCAUUGUGCGGAUGGUACUUAGUGACGUGUCGGCCAGUGUCAGCUCGGCGUUCAGCUCCGAUUUAGUGUCGUCGACCCCUUUUUACUACAUUCGAGCGCCCCCGGACGACGACGCAACGCAAGUGGGACAACAACAGGCCGAGCGCACAAAGAAGCGCAAAAAGGACGAGGAGACGGCGUUUGGAACGUAUGCGGGGGGCACCGAAGUCGGGGGACAGUUGACCUAUCGCGUCAAAAAGAGCGGCGCCUACGGUGGCUAUGCCAUUGUCAAGGAAGAUACAGAUGUGGAACGGAGUCGGGAGGAUCUACUGGACAUCCGAGCGAAGAAGAAAGGCGAUCGGCAUUGUAUGUGA
Messenger RNA from Hyaloperonospora brassicae, 672 nucleotides. Lineage: Eukaryota; Oomycota; Peronosporomycetes; Peronosporales; Peronosporaceae. The record is from the annotation of a GenBank genome assembly.